Pelobates cultripes (western spadefoot toad) is the source of this 1646-nucleotide messenger RNA. NCBI's taxonomy places the organism in Eukaryota, Metazoa, Chordata, Amphibia, Anura, Pelobatidae. The record is from the annotation of a GenBank genome assembly.
AUACAAAUGCAGAUUUCUCUUGAAUUCUGCACUUUUAUGAAUUGGGAGUUGUAGUUAACCCUUAAAGCAUUGUCCAUUUAAAGGACCACUCUAGGCACCCAGACCACUUCAGCUUAAUGAAGUGGUCUGGGUGCUAGGUCCAGCUAGGGUUAACCCUUUUUUUAAUAAACAUAGCAGUUUCAGAGAAGAAAUUGUAUUAAUGCACCCACAGAAUAUGUGCAGGCAGAAGUACCCACACUUAUAAGAGAGGAAUCACUCUCAUGUAAAGGAAAGAUCACAGAGACUGGCAUUUGUAAGACCACAACACAUGCACAGACCGAUUAUACAGCUAAGAAAGGGAACAUUGAUACAAAAGCAGUACUUUGUUAUCUCUUGGUAAUGAAAUGCAGUCAGUGUGGUGAAGACUUUGACAAAGGACCAACUUUCCUAGCUCAUCAACUGACGCACAACCCUCUGCAAACAUACAGCUGUUCUGAGUGUCAGAAAUACUUUACAAGCUAUUUAGAUCUUGUUAAACAUCAGAGGCGUCACAGAGGACAGAAAGAGCUCUGCCCAGAAUGUGGAAAACACUUUUCUUCUAAAUCAAAUCUUGCAGCACACUACAAAAUUCACACUGGGGAGAAGCCAUUCUCUUGCUCCAUAUGUGGAAAAGGUUUUAUUAACCAGGCACAUCUUAUUAGGCAUGAGAGAUGUCACACAGGAGAAAAAACAUUUUCAUGUCCUCUAUGUGGGAAUGUUUUUACUAAUCGGCACAUCUUAUUAGACAUGAAAGGAGUCACACAGGAGAAAAACCAUUUCCAUGUUCUGUAUGUGGGAAAUGUUUUAUUGAUAAGUCAAGUCUUGUAACACAUCAAAGGGUUCACACAGGAGAAAAACUAUAUACAUGCUCAGAAUGUGGGCAAUUUUUUACCAAUAGGGCAAGUUUUAUUUCACAUCAGAGGAACCACACAGGAGAGAAACCAUUCUUUUGUUUCGCAUGUGGAAAGUGUUUUACAAAUCAACCAGAUCUUAAUAAACAUCAUAGAGUACAUACUAGAGAGAAACCAUUCUCCUGCUCUCAGUGUGGGAAAUAUUUUACCCAAAGCUCCCAUCUUGUUCGACAACAAAGGAGUGACACAGGGUAGAAACCAUUCUUAUGUUCUGUGUGUGAGAAACGGUUUAGUUUAAAUGAAAAUCUCAUUUCACACCAGAGGAUUCACACAGGAGUGCAGCCGUUUUCUUGUUCCAUAUGUGGGAAAAGUUUCUCCAGUAAUUCUAAUUUUCUUACACACGAAAGAAGUCACACAGGGGAGAAGCCAUUUCCUUGUUCUGUGUGUGGAAAAUGUUUCACUAAUCAGUCAGAUCUUAAACAUGAAUGGAUUCACACAAGAGAGAAGCCUUUCUCAUGCACUGAAUGUGGAAAAUAUUUUACCCAAAGCUCUCAUCUUGUUCGACAUCAAAUGAGACACAAAGGUGAAAAAACGUUUUCCUGUUCUGACUGUGGAAAAAGCUUUACAAUUAAAUCUAAUUUUCUUCGACACCAGAGGAGUCACAGAAAGGAAAAACCAUUCUCGUGCUCUGAAUGUGGGAAAUGUUACACUGUUAAAAUAAAUCUUAUUAGUCAUCAAACGAUUCACAAAAGUGAAACAUCUGUGUAAAUAAACCAG